AUGCAUGUCCUGUUCCCCUGAAAGCCCACUCUCCCCAGAGCUUUCUGGGACAGACAGAUAAUUACAGGCCCCCUGGGAUUCGUCUGUGUGAGGGACAGUGAUGAAACUCUCUACUGUGAGGCCGAAGCCUCCCAGGCUGUGGGAAAAGAGAAACCAGCCUGGGAGUGUUCAGAAACAGACCUGGAGAUCGAAGAUACUGAGAAAUUUUUUACCACUGGACAAAGGGAGCUAUACCUGGAGGCCUGCAAACUAGUGGGUGUCGUACCUGCCUCCAGCUUCAUCCAGAACAUGGAGAAAUCCUACAUGAACCUCAACCACCAUGGGCUGGGCCCCAACGGUACCAAGGCCAUUGCUAUAGCCCUGGUGUCCAACAUGACUGUCCACACCCUGGAGCUGGCAGACAAUUGCAUCAUGGAGGAGGGCGUCUUGAGCCUGGUAGAGAUGCUGCAAGAGAACUACUACCUUCAGGAGAUGAACAUUUCUGACAAUAAUCUUGGUCUGAAAGAGGCUCACAUCAUCUCAGAGUUUCUUCAGAGAAAUACCUCUUCACUCUUGACCCUUCAGCUUGCAGGAAAUAACUUCAAGGACGAGUCUGCAGAGCUGUUCUCCCAAGCCCUGUCGAUCAAUUACCGAAUUAAGACUCUAGACCUCAGCCACAACCAAUUCUCUGAUAAGGGAGGUGAACACCUGGGACAGAUGCUGGGCUUCAACGUAGGGCUCAAGUCGCUGAAUCUGAGCUGGAAUCACUUCCACAUACGGGGAGCUGAGGCCCUGUGCAGUGGCCUCCGGGCUAACGGGACCCUGAAGAAACUGGAUCUCUCCAUGAAUGGCUUUGGAAAUAAGGGGGCUGCAGCCCUGGGGGAGGUCCUCAGACUCAACAACACUCUGGCCUACCUAGACCUCAGCAACAACGACAUCAGCAAUGAAGGAGUCUCCAAAAUCAGCAGAGGCCUGGAGUUCAAUGAACACCUCAGAGUUCUAAAGCUAUUCCUGAACCCUCUGAGUAUGGAUGGGGCUCUUUUACUGAUUCUGGCCAUCAAGAGGAAUGCCAAAUCCAAAAUGGAAGAGCUUGACAUUUCCAACGUGCUGGUGUCUGAGCAGUUCAUGAAAACAUUGGAUGGGGUGUAUGCCAUCCACCCCCAGCUGGACGUGGUGUACAAGGCCGUACAGGGCCUCUCUUCCAGGAAAACGCUCUUCAUGUGGACGAACCCGAUUAAAACGAUCCAGAGCUAUGUAGACCAACAAAAAAUCACCAUCAUGGACUUCUUCAAGAGCUUAAACCCUAAUGGGACGAUGAAGAUGCCUGUGGGCGAGUUCCGGAAAGCUAUGAUACAGCAGGACAAGGUCCCUGUAAACCGGUACCAAGUCAGGGAGCUGAUAAAGAGGAUGGAUGAGAAGACAGGCAUGGUGGACUUCAGGUCAGUCCAGGCCUCAUCUGGCUUCUGCCCCAGGCAGACCCCCACCUUUCCAUAAGGCACCCUGUCUGGGUUGAGCUAAGCUCCAGGGA
Molecule: messenger RNA, 1507 nt
Organism: Manis javanica (Malayan pangolin)
Lineage: Eukaryota; Metazoa; Chordata; Mammalia; Pholidota; Manidae
Source: RefSeq, a predicted model, not a curated record